AAGAAAAUUAUUGGGCUAAAGUUCAAACAGUGACAAAUACUGGACUGAUUUAGAAUCACUGUUGUCCCAGGUUAAUCAUAUAAAACUGACAAAAGUGUUUCAGAAGAUCCGGAGCUGAGUUAGUCGUAUAUUAUUAUUGGUAGGAUUAAGUGUUAAAAAUGGCGUCUGAUAGCAUAUCGAUCAACAUCGAUCCAAGAAGCGGCUUCUGCAAGUCCAACUCCGUCUUCUACAGUAAACGGAAACCCAUUGCCCUCCCCUGCAACGAGUUCUUGGAUGUCACCACUUUCAUCUCCUCCCAUGCCCAUAAUGGUAAGAUCGCCUUCAUCGACGCCUCCACCGGGCGCCACCUUACCUUCCCGGAAGUAUGGCGUGCAGUCGAUUCCGUGGCCUCUUGCUUGUCUGAGAUGGGCAUACGAAAGGGUCACGUGGUUCUCCUCCUCUCCCCUAAUUCUAUUUUCUUCCCCGUCGUCUGUCUUUCAGUCAUGUCCCUCGGCGCCAUCAUCACCACCACCAACCCUCUUAACACUCCUCAGGAGAUCCACAAGCAGGUCGCCAAUUCCAAACCCAUCCUCGCCUUCACCACCCAGUCCCUCCUCCCUAAACUCUCCGGCACUGACCUCCCCGUCGUUCUCAUCGGAGAACACAACAACGAGAAACUCUCCUCCAAGACCACCGAGAUCAUCUCCUGUCUCGAGGACAUGAUGAAAAAUGAGCCGAAUCAGAGUGGACUCAGAACCCGAGUGAAGGAACGGGUGAGAGAGGAUGACCCAGCUACUUUGCUCUACUCGUCGGGCACAACCGGAGCCAGCAAGGGUGUGAUCUCGUCGCAUCGGAACCUCAUGGUGAUGAUUCAGAAUGUAGUGACCAAUUCGACGUUGGAAGGGCAGACGUUCAUCUGCACUGUGCCAAUGUUCCACAUCUACGGCUUAGGGGUAUUCGUCGCAGGGUUGCUGGCGUUCGGAUCGACGGUCGUGGUGCUCUCCAAAUUUGAUAUGGAUGAGAUGCUAUCUGCGGUUGCGAAGUACGGGGUGACCUACCUGCCUCUCGUGCCGCCGAUACUGGUGGCGUUGAUCAACCAAGCGGAGAGGGUGAAAGCCAAGUACGACCUGAGGAUGUUGCAAUGGGUGAUUUCGGGUGGGGCUCCAUUGAGCAAGGAAGUGAUCGAAAGUUUCUUGGAGAAGUAUCCAACUGUGGGGAUUCAGCAGGGUUAUGCAAUGACGGAGACCACGGGGCUUGGAGCGUCCACAAUUACGCUGGAGGAGAGCAGGCGAUAUGGUACGGCGGGGCUAUUGUCGGCCAGCUUGGAAGCCAAGAUCGUUGACCCGGACACUGGAGAGGCCUUGCCAGUGAAUCGGACUGGUGAGCUUUGGCUUCGUGGGCCCUCUGUCAUGAAAGGUUAUCUGAGCAACCCAGAAGCCACAACAUCGACGAUAGACAAGGAGGGAUGGCUAAGGACAGGAGACAUAUGCUACAUCGACGAGGAAGGAUACAUAUUCGUGGUGGAUAGGUUGAAGGAGCUCAUUAAAUACAAGGGCUAUCAGGUCCCUCCAGCAGAACUAGAGGCAUUGUUGCUUACGCACCCAGAGAUCGCUGAUGCUGCUGUCAUACCGUUUCCAGAUAAGGAGGUGGGACAGUAUCCAAUGGCAUAUGUGGUGAGAAAAGCGGGAAGCAAUCAGUCGGAGAGUGCCGUCAUGGACUUUGUGUCUACACAGGUGGCUCCAUACAAGAGAAUCCGCAGAGUGGCAUUCGUGGCUGCCAUCCCCAAGAGCCCAUCUGGCAAAAUUCUCAGGAAGGACCUCAUUAAGCUUGCUAUCUCAAAGCUAUGAGUAGAUUUGCAAAUUGGCAUCUAUCCAUCUAUCUAUCGUUGGAUUCAUCAUCAAUACAGCCAACAUUAAAAGUUCCCGAGUCCGAGAAUGAUUCUAUAUAUGGAAUUUACUCAAUCUCUCUCUUUUUACAACAUUUUUCACAAUAAAUAAAUUUGAAAUCUAUAUCAAAUAUCGUAUGACAAUGAUCCAAACUCUAAGUACCAACCAUUUGCAUGAUAUCUUAACCACCUCAAUAAUAUGGAUCCUUGGGAAUUUUUUCUUGAGAAA
Molecule: messenger RNA, 2093 nt
Organism: Macadamia integrifolia
Lineage: Eukaryota; Viridiplantae; Streptophyta; Magnoliopsida; Proteales; Proteaceae
Product: probable CoA ligase CCL5
Exons: 5
Coding region: 159-1826 (555 amino acids)
Cellular component (GO): peroxisome
Molecular function (GO): CoA-ligase activity
Source: RefSeq, a predicted model, not a curated record